This is a messenger RNA of Cornus florida, 2794 nucleotides long. Its product is annotated as serine/threonine-protein kinase BSK7. The transcript has 12 exons. Gene Ontology annotation, molecular function: protein kinase activity; ATP binding; protein binding. Bases 814 to 2280 code for a protein of 488 amino acids. The record is from RefSeq and is a predicted model, not a curated record. Gene Ontology annotation, biological process: brassinosteroid mediated signaling pathway; protein phosphorylation. NCBI's taxonomy places the organism in Eukaryota, Viridiplantae, Streptophyta, Magnoliopsida, Cornales, Cornaceae.
AUUAUGGGGCUUAGCUGCCGAAAAAAUAUAGAAAAAGAGGGUUUAUGUCGGUGGAAAUUGGAAAACAGAGUAAUUGAGUACACACUGAAGAAGAGAUCUAUAUCUGUUUCUAUCUACUUCUAUAUCAACAUAUCUAUAUACUCAAUCUCUCCUUUCACUUUCGGAACUUCUCAUUCGUAGAUGGCAUGAUCUUGAUUCAACCCAGUUUACCCCAAUCAUUCCUUAAUUUCUCAAACCACUUUCUAUAUAUGGACACAUAAUAUUUAUAUAUAUCGAUAGAUAUACACAUACGUGGGUUAUGUGCGUGGAUAGUCAAGGACUUACUUUCUAUCUUUUUUCUUCCGAAUCGAGCUCAACGAAGCCCUUGGUUAUAGAAGACUUGCUUGAUUGACUAUCCGCGUCAGGUUCUGAUUCGUGUUGACUCAGUAAAAGGAGUUUCUGAAGUUGCAGAUAGAGUGUUUCGAGAUUUCGAGUUAACUGCUGCCCAGGUUGAACUGAGUUGACUCAGAUUUGAAUCAUUAUAUUGGUUUUGGGAACUAAAAGGGAAACAAUUGACUCAUUUUGAUUUAUGCCAGAGGUCAAUUUGUGUUUGUGUAACUGGAAAAAUUUAAAGCAUGACUGUUUUCUACAUGGGUUUGGUGCUCUUAUUUACAAGUUGUAUAUAUUAAGCUGCAAUUUGAUGGGAUUUGAACUUGUUCACUAGAAGGGACGUAACUGGACUGGCGUGUGAAACUUGAUGAACUGUUUGUGAGUUUCGUUGAUAUUUGAAGCUUUAACAGUCAUUGGUGUCUGCUACCUAGUUCUGAUAUUGGGAUGGGCUGUGAGUGUUCCAAACUCACCAGCUGCUGCUGGGUCUCGGAACAAAAUGGACCUGUUCAUGAAGACCACCUUGUUGAAAAUGAUGAACAGAGCGAAGUUGAUGAUUUGCCCACAUUUCGUGAAUACACUGUUGAACAACUGAGGAUGGCUACAUCUGGAUUUGCUGUAGAGAAUAUAGUUUCUGAACACGGGGAGAAGGCACCAAAUGUGGUUUAUAAAGGGAAGUUGGAUAAUCAAAUGCGUAUUGCUGUAAAACGCUUUAAUAGAUCUGCUUGGCCCGAUGCUCGACAGUUUUUAGAAGAAGCAAGAUCCGUCGGUCAACUCAGGAACCACAGAUUGGCAAAUCUACUUGGUUGUUGUUACGAAGGUGACGAGCGGUUGCUGGUUGCAGAAUUCAUGCCCAAUGAGACACUUGCCAAACACCUAUUUCAUUGGGAAGCGCAGCCCAUGAAGUGGGCAAUGCGAUUAAGAGUGGCCUUGUAUCUUGCACAAGCUCUGGAAUAUUGCACCACUAAAGGACGAGCUCUAUAUCAUGAUCUUAAUGCUUACAGAAUAGUCUUUGAUGAUGAUGGUAAUCCUAGAUUGUCAUGCUUUGGUUUAAUGAAGAACAGUAGAGACGGGAAAAGUUAUAGCACGAACUUGGCAUUUACUCCUCCUGAGUACCUGAGAACUGGAAGAGUAACACCAGAAAGUGUGAUGUAUAGCUUUGGUACCCUUUUACUUGACCUUCUCAGUGGAAAACACAUUCCUCCAAGCCAUGCCCUUGACCUAAUAAGGGACAGGAACAUUCAGAUGUUAACAGAUUCCUGCUUGGAAGGCCAAUUUUCUAAUGAUGAUGGCACUGAGUUGGUGCGCUUAGCUUCAAGAUGUUUACAAUAUGAGCCCCGAGAGCGGCCGAAUCCAAAGUCAUUGGUUGCUGCUUUGAUUCCUCUUCAGAAGGAAACUGAGGUUCCUUCUCAUGUAUUGAUGGGCAUACCACAUGGCGCUGCAGCUUUGCCUCUUUCCCCACUUGGUGAAGCUUGCUUAAGAAUGGACUUGACUGCCAUACAUGAGAUCUUAGAAAAGAUUGGAUAUAAAGAUGAUGAGGGAGCAGCAACUGAGCUUUCAUUCCAGAUGUGGACGAACCAGAUGCAGGAAACAUUGAACUCAAAGAAAAAGGGAGAUGUUGCUUUCCGGCACAAAGAUUCUAGAGCUGCAAUUGAAUGCUAUACCCAGUUCAUUGAUGUUGGAAGCAUGGUAUCCCCAACGGUUUUCGCUCGUCGUAGCCUGUCAUAUCUCAUGAGCGAUAUGCCGCAGGAAGCCCUCAGUGAUGCAGUACAAGCACAAGUAAUAUCCCCUGUUUGGCACAUUGCAUCAUACUUACAAGCUGCUGCCCUUUUUGCCAUGAGUAGGGAGAACGAAGCACAAAUUGCACUCAAAGAGGGUUCAAUACUUGAAGAAAAAAGGAUCAUGACUUCCUGAUGACCGAAAAGAGAAAUUCUUUCUUUCUACUGAAUUCUCCUCCUCCUCCGAAGGUGUCUAGACAUCAAAGGCAACCAUGAUUUCCCGGCGGAAUGAUUACCGGUUCUUAACCUCGAAAGAAACUUAGAAUUUAACGGACAUGGAUUGUCUGCGUCCUCUGCAUGCAUGACUGGUUGGUUUUGUAGUCAUGUUGAAGCAUUCUUUUGCAACAUUAUUGGAUGGGUUGGUUUUGGUCACUGGGGUAGGGAGAUGCUUCCUUUGGUAUUUAUGAUAAGUCGGUCCUCAUUGGCAGUUGACUGACCUUUUUCAGUAAUACAAUAUUUGGAAAUAAUUCAGAUAACAUUGGAACGAAUUAUAUGUUUAUAGAGGAUUCAGACUGUAAAAUUACAUGCAAAGGGUGAAUAGAAGAAGAGAUUGUCACCAUGCUGUAAUUUAUGUACAGUACCAUAUGGAUUGCUGUUGAUGUGAAAUUGGUUGUUCUUUGUAUGCUAUUGCCUUGUGCUGGUUUUUGCUU